Messenger RNA from Oreochromis aureus, 1156 nucleotides. It is a transcript of the gene ccsapb, whose product is annotated as centriole, cilia and spindle-associated protein b. Gene Ontology annotation, cellular component: centriole; ciliary transition zone; ciliary basal body. Lineage: Eukaryota; Metazoa; Chordata; Actinopteri; Cichliformes; Cichlidae. The record is from RefSeq and is a predicted model, not a curated record. Bases 83 to 928 code for a protein of 281 amino acids. Gene Ontology annotation, molecular function: microtubule binding. Gene Ontology annotation, biological process: regulation of mitotic spindle assembly. The transcript is spliced from 5 exons.
CAGCGGCACUGUGAACGCCAUCUGUUCUGCUCUGCUUCCGCGAAAUCCGACCCCGGUUUUAAAGAGUUUUCAGAGGAGCAAGAUGGUGGCGAAGAGGAUCCGCUCGGAGUACAUGAAGAAGUUCAAAGAUCCCAAAUGGGACACGUACACUAAAUGUUACGAGGAGAUGUUGAAGUACAGGCUGACCCGCAGGCUGCUGGAACACACGCACAACCCCUGGUUCUGGAGCGGCUCCGAUACUGACUCGGACUCGGGAGGUAGAAGUCCUCCUAUUCCUCCAAGCAAGAACCAGGUACGGGACCAGGAGGAUACCGGUGGCCGCGCGGAGGCUGAGCUAGAGGAGUGUGGGGGUGCGAGGACGGACACACAGCAGGAGCAGAGCAGAACCUCGGGGCCCGUACCCAGGCUUCCUAUUCAAGAAGAGGAGGAGGACACAGGGCCUGCUGCACAGUCUGCACUUCAUGCGUCUGAUGCUAUGAGGGAGACAAAGGUACUACAAGAGGAGCAGAGAGCCAGCAACAGAGAGAGAGACCCUGAGGGACCCCGACCACAGCAGAGUAAACCCUCAAAGUCCUUGAGGCAACCCCGGCGAUCACAGCGGGUCAGGCCUGCACCAUCUCGACUGCCCAGAGACGACAGUAAGGAGAGCAGGCAUCCUUUCGCCUUGUAUGGGUCGGGGGAGAAGGAUGCAGACACUGCAGGAAGGAAGACGCACAACGUUGGCCCAGUGGCUUCGACUAAUGAGAUCUAUGAAUCGGCUCUGCGUGCUAAGACCAGGCGGGAGGUGGAGCGUCAGAUCCAGACUCAGCGGUCUGAGCGGCGGAGAGCCAAGUCUGCUGACCUGGACAAGGCCAGAAAAGUGGUCCAACCUGAGUUCAACCCCUGGCUCACUGAGUACAUGCGUUGCUUUUCGGCUCGCUCACGAUAGGACACAAACAGGAAAAAAGACCCUCUACAUCAGAAUGACUCUAGACAACAAACACAAAACUGAAGCCAUCACUGCCUCUCACCUCUAAAGUUUAAACUUCAAGAGGCCGAGUAGUAGGGCUGCCACGAUUAGUCGACUAGUCACGAUUACGUCGACUAUUAAAAUCGUCGACGACUAAUUUAAUAGUCGACGCGUCGUUUGAAGCUUUGUAAGAUCCCAAAAGACGCA